Messenger RNA from Punica granatum (pomegranate), 1594 nucleotides. The record is from RefSeq and is a predicted model, not a curated record. Lineage: Eukaryota; Viridiplantae; Streptophyta; Magnoliopsida; Myrtales; Lythraceae.
ACUAUCUAGCAUCUUGGGCUGCCUGAAAAUGGUAAACCUUGAUCAAGAAACAUCGGACUGUGUGCUUUCGUUUCAAAAAUGGACCCCAUAAAAGGUUGAAACGAUGCUGCAGAGUCUCCUCUUAUUGACUAAAUAAUCGAUUUUGAGGUUCAACUGGUGCUAAAGCUGUUGCUGAAGUCUGUAUCUUUUGUUAUGAGCUUGUGCUUCGUGGUUCUGCUUUUCCUUGGUAAAAGCAAGAAAUGGAAUGACUACAAGUUUCGGAACAAAUUCGGAGUUAGCGACAGGUCUAUCGGUUUCAAUCAAGUCAUCUCCUCAAAAACCUUGGCUCUGCCUGCUCUGUCCCUGUGGAGCAUCAUUUAGAUCCGAUAAAAGGAAGUUCCAGCUUCUAUCCGUAAAUUCUCGCCGAAAAAAAUCUAAAGCGUGGACGAGGAGUUUCUCUAAUGAUUUGGGUGUUGUAAGAGCUGAGAUAGACUGUGAGAGUCUUAGCUAUAAGAAAUCCGGGGUCGAUAUUGAUACUGGAUCCGAGCUUGUCAAGAGGAUUGAUAAGAUGGCUCCCGGUAUCGGAGGCUUUGGAGGACUCUUUCCUUUUGGGGAUUCUUGCCUUGUUGCCGGAACAGAUGGGGUGGGGACUAAACUGAAACUCGCUUUUGAGAUGGGAAUCCACGAAACUAUUGGAAUUGAUCUGGUUGCUAUGAGUGUGAAUGAUAUUGUCACUUCUGGAGCGAAACCGUUGUUUUUCCUCGAUUACUUUGCAAUGAGCCGUCUUGAUGUUGACCUUGCUGAAAAGGUAAUAAAAGGCAUAGCAGAUGGGUGUCAACGAUCGGACUGUGUCCUAUUAGGAGGAGAGACCGCAGAAAUGCCCGACUUCUACAAAGAGGGCGAAUAUGAUCUGAGUGGAUUUGCAGUGGGCAGUGUGGAGAAAGGUUCAGUCAUAGAUGGAAAAAGCAUUGUAGCUGGUGAUAUUCUUAUUGGCUUGCCAUCAAGCGGAGUUCAUUCGAAUGGCUUCUCACUCAUAAGAAGAGUAAUUGCUCAAAGCGAUCUUUCAUUGAGGGAUCCGCUUCCAGGUGAGGAUGUUACAGUAGGCGAGGCUCUCAUGGUGCCAACUGUUAUAUAUGUUAAGCAGGUUCUUGACCUUAUCAGCAAGGGAGGGGUGAAAGGAAUUGCCCACAUCACGGGUGCUGGUUUUACUGAUAAUAUACCUCGGGUGUUCCCUGAUGGUCUUGGCGCUGUUAUUCAUACGGAUUCUUGGCCAGUUCCUAGUCUGUUCAAAUGGAUCCAAGAGGAGGGAAAUAUUGAAGAUUCAGAGAUGAGGUGGACAUUCAACAUGGGCAUCGGGAUGGUCCUGGUAGUUAGCCCCGAGGCAGCCCAUCGGACACUCGGUGAUGAGGGAACGAUAGCUUAUCGGAUCGGAGAGGUUGUGAGUGGGGAAGGAGUAAGCUAUUGUUAGUAGGAAGGAACAAGUUUAUUAAUUUUCUGAAUCCAAUAUUUCUGUUUUUCGGUAAUGAGAUGAAGAUGAACCAUCCGUGGCUCCUUGUAUUCGUACACACGACUUCGGAUCGAUUUUGUUUCUCCUAGAAAGGUGAGAUGAACAUUA